AUGUUAACGCCGAAGAUCACCUUCGUUUACCUUCUGCUCUUCUCGGUCGCUGUUAUAGGAAAACACAAAAAGGCCAAACCGAAGAAAUACGUUUCACCCCCUGCCAAAGGCAUUCGAUGCUACAACUGCCUCUCGUUCGACCACCCUGGGUGUUGGGAUCCCGACCAUCCGGAUUACGCGAAUAUAACUGUGCCUAACAUAGACUGUUACAUUCCAGGAAUGGCAUUCUUAUGCAUAGUUAUAACAUCAGAAUCAGCUAAACUUGUGGAGACGGGUCAAGAGAUCGGACCAGUGCGCGCACGCACGUGUGUACCAGCCAAAGACUUUACUAAGAAGACCGUGUCGUACUCAAUGUGCAGCAAACUCAGCAAAGAGUUAUCUGCAUCAGAAAUAUUUUCUCGGGUAGCAGUUAGUCGACCGCAAUGCUCAUUAUGUAAAAAGCACCUAUGUAGCGACGCAGCCCAUUGCUAG
Molecule: messenger RNA, 471 nt
Organism: Parnassius mnemosyne (clouded apollo)
Lineage: Eukaryota; Metazoa; Arthropoda; Insecta; Lepidoptera; Papilionidae
Source: the annotation of a GenBank genome assembly